AUGUCCGACUCAGACUGCUCCUCGGGCUCCAACUCCUGCACCUUCACCUGUCCCGCCGGCGGGACAUGGUACGUGUGCCCCAGCGCCCCCUACUUCGUCGGCUGCUGCUCGUCCGACCCAUGCAGCAACACCAACAGCAACAACACAUCCCCCUGCCCAGACGUAUACCCGGCGACAUUCGACACGGCCAUCUUCGACCGCUUCGUCCCCAACAACUGCAUCGACGUCUCGUCCGACAACUGGUUCACGUGUAACUUCACAGAUCCGCCGUUCGUGGGCUGCUGCGCUUCGAAUCCCUGCGCCACGACCGAUGGGUGUCCCAAGGAUGAUGUGCGCGCGGCGGCGUGGUCUUCGUCGAGGACGGACCAGUUUACCCUCUUCCAGGAUGUGGAUAGGGAUAGGAAGGAUGAGGAGGAUGGGGGGUUAGGUGGUGGUGCGAUAGCGGGGAUUGUGGUGGGUUGUGUGGCAGCGGUGGUUAUCGGGCUUGCGCUUAUUUGGUGGUUUCUGCGGAGGAAGAAGAAGAGUAAGAUUGAUUCUGCGCCUGGAGGACAUGGGCGGACGACGAGUGUGGUGGAGGGUGAAAGGCAGGCGAUGUAUAAUGGGGAGUAUACGGGGUACCAGCAUCCUCAGUCGCCGUAUCAAGGUAUGCACUCCAAUACCUGUACUAAUGGGCGUGUGCUUAUUGUGGAUGUAGACUCGCACUUUUCCAGUCCUGGAGGAACAACUAUUGGCCCAAAGUAUCUUUCUGGCUCGUCGACGGGGAUCAGCAGCUUGCCCUCGUCGCCGCCGAUGGCGUCUGAGUCUGGACAUGCGGUGUCGGAGAUUUACUCGAGUAAUGGCGAUGAACAGCCUCCGUAUAAUCGGGGGUCUGCGCAGUAUGGGCUGGGUGUGUUUGCGAAGCCACAGACGAUUCCGGAGCUGGACAGCACAAGUAGACCGCCAGAGGUCCACGAGUUGGAGGGGGGGAACCGGCAGUGA
Messenger RNA from Aspergillus versicolor CBS 583.65, 978 nucleotides. RefSeq lists its product as uncharacterized. Lineage: Eukaryota; Fungi; Ascomycota; Eurotiomycetes; Eurotiales; Aspergillaceae. Bases 1 to 978 code for a protein of 325 amino acids. The record is from RefSeq and is a predicted model, not a curated record. The transcript has a single exon.